AUGGCGCUAAGUGUUGUUGACUCCAUCUCACGUCGGGGGCCGCCCCAGACCUUACACCAUGGAAGCAACGUCUCCUCACAUGCCACCUCAGCCGUGGUGGGCGGUUGUUGGCGAAGCGUCCCUGCGCGCUCUGUCCUUACCAAGACAGCUCAGCGAGAUGACAUAGACGAGGCCGAGCGGCAGCGAAUCACUCAGAACCAAACAGCCGCGGAUGUUAUGGUUCAGGCGUCGGCCGGCACCCGAGCCACUUCCCAAAAUUCCUCAACGCAUUCGUCACCUCUAUCCUUUAAGGACCGCACCCGAUUGCCGAACCUCUCUUGCGACUCACUGGGUUCAACCUCUUGUCUCAACAUACUCGGCGUUGACGACCCAUGCCUCGACGACAGUCUGGAUCUCAAGAUAUACGAGUACAUGGUGGAACUUGUACGGAGCGGUACGACACAGGAGCGGGCUGCCGAGGUAAUAUCCCAGUGGAGCGGUGGUGGCGGUGUGGAGGCGGUCGACGUUAACAAGCUCAGGUCGUACUUCAUGAGGACCACCCUGGAGCAGGUGAUCCAGGUACAUGGCUUUAAGGCUGCGCUGCCGCUGCUGGCGACGUGUAUGUCGUACUGGAGUCUGGGACUGCUCCCCUCCACUGACGAGGCCGUACUUCCCCCGGCAGUACGGGGUGCUCUGGUGGUGGCCAACCUGCUGCUGCUGGUGGUGUUCGCGUCCCGGGGCCUCAAGAACGCAGGUCGGCUUAUUCGUGUGGGUCGUGUGGCGGUGCAGUUCAGCGCUCGGGCGGAGCUGGUGCUGCUGGCUGUGCGGGAUCUGGCGGACGGCCACGGCCCCCUCAUCCGGGCGGCCCUGGGACUACCACAGGCACCAGCACCAGCACCAGCAGCCGCUGCAGCCACCCCGGCGACUGCAGCGCCCAGCGGAGGCGGAGCUGCCCCCCUGGCGGCGCAGCGCCGCUCCUCCCGAUUGAGAGUACUGCAGGCUAGUACGGCAGCCAUGAGGCAUGUCAAGCGCAUGGCUGCGGCAUCUGCUACUGCUACUGGUGCUGCUACCGGUGCCGGUGCCGGUGCACCGCUGUCUUCACCGUCGCCACUCCCCCCGACCUCCUCCACUUCAUCCUCCCCGUCGUCCUCGUCUUCAUUCAGGGCCCACGCCACCCCCGCCAUGCCCACCCCCACACCCCGCAAAGCCACCACCGCCCCCCUGAGCAGCCUCCACGCGUACUUGGUGCUGCGGGAGGCUGCGCAGGUGACGGAGGAGGAGGGGGGAAGCGACACUCUAGCUGGGGAGCUGGGCUUGACCGGGGAGGAGGUGACGGCGGCAGCGGCCAUGUAUGCCAGGUACGGCGACAUUGCCAGGGGUGGCCGGUUCGCCGACUUCGAGCUGCAGAGGCUGCUGCAGGAGGUGGCGGACUCCCCGGACCCCCCCCUCACCCCGGACGAGCGGCGGCUGGUGCUGCUGCUGCACUCCAGGGGGCCUGGAGCGGCGGCGGCUGCUGCUGUUGGGGGCCCCGGCGGCGCCAGGUCGGGGUCCAGGGGGGCCUCGGGGCGGGGAGCCAGCAGGGGGGUGGGAAUCUCCUUUGCGGAGUGGGCGGCCUGGUGGGCGGCGACCACCCUGGAGUGA
Molecule: messenger RNA, 1620 nt
Organism: Volvox carteri f. nagariensis
Lineage: Eukaryota; Viridiplantae; Chlorophyta; Chlorophyceae; Chlamydomonadales; Volvocaceae
Exons: 8
Coding region: 1-1620 (539 amino acids)
Source: RefSeq, a predicted model, not a curated record